AAAUUAAAAAGAGAAAAAGCUAUAAUGCCAGUACAGGAAAGAUUAUAUUGGAGUUUGGACAUCUAGCUCGUAUUUAUCUACGACAUGUUCCACUCCAAAAACAAGUAGCAAAAUAAAAAAUAAAAAACAAAUAAAAAAAAGGAGUAACUAAUAAUUAUUGUAAAAGCCAUUUUUUUUUUUGGCCACAUAUUUUGCAAAAUGGCUGACCACAGAGAUCGUGAUUCUUAUUAUCGUGAUUCACAAACAGAUCCACGUUCUAAAAAUGAUGAUCCACCAAAUUCACGUUUAUUUGUCAUCUGUCACAAAAGUCUUGAGGAAGAUGAAUUACGAAAAUCAUUUGAAAAAUUUGGUAAAAUUGAAGAUAUAUGGGUUGUCAAAGAUCGCAAUACUGGUGAAAAUAAAGGUGUGACAUAUAUUAAAUUUUCGAAAACAUCAGAAGCAGCAUUUGCAUUGGAAGAAAUGAAUGGAAAAACACUUGGUACAAUUGGUCGUCCAAUAAAAGUUAUGAUUGCAUCAAAUCGUGAUCAAGGCUCUGUACGUGAAACAAAUGAAGAAGAAAGAUGGGUACGUUUAUUUUGUGUGUUACCAAAAUCAAUGACUGACAAUGAAUUACAACAGGAAUUUACAAAAUAUGGUACAAUUGAAUAUGUAACUGUUGUUAAAGAUAGAAAUACAAAUGAAUCAAAAGGUUUUGGCUAUGUUAAAUUUAAAAAAGUAUCAAGUGCAGCAAUUGCAUUUGAAGAAUGUGAUAGAAAAUAUAAAGCUGUAUUUGCUGAGCCUAAAAAACGUAAACCAGAACAUAAUGAUAAUUUAAAAUAUAAUAAUGGUGGUUUAACAAUGCCAUAUGAUAAUUUAACAAAUAGUUAUGGUAAUACAAAUUUUAAUAAAAAUACAAUUAGUCAUGAAAUAAUAACAAAUUAUCAAAAUCCAGAUGGUUAUACACGUUUACAAGUUAUUGCACAUCCACAUCUUAAUCAGGAUCAAUUAUGGAAGCUAUUUGACAUUGUACCUGGUUUAGAUUAUUGUUGUUUAAAAACAGAUGUUAGAUAUAGAAUGCCACGUGGACAUGCAACUGUUGUUUAUUCACAUCCAAAUGCUGCUGCUUAUGCUAGAGAAAAAUUUCAUGGUUUUGAAUAUCCACCAGGUCAUCGUAUGAUUGUUAAACCAGAUAUGAUUGGUGGUAAUGGUGGUGGUGGAGGUGGUGGUGGUGGUUUACCAUCAACAAAACCAAUUAUUAAUAAAUCAUCAACACAAAAUUUAGGUGGUAUUAAUACUAGAAAUGAUCUUGCUCAUCUUGCUGAAACAAUUGCACAAGCAACAUCAUUAAUACAAGCUGCUGGUCUUGCUGCACCAAGCUUGGAACAUUCAAUUUCUUUGAAGCUACCACCAAUACAACCAAUGGCAAGCAUUGAUGCUGAUGUUGAAAAAAGAUGUUUCAUUGUUUGUGGACCACCAAUACCACCAAUCUAUGCUAUGAAAGAUGCAUUUUGUAGAUUUGGUAAUUUAAUUGACGUUUACAUGCUGCCUGGUAAAAAUUGUGGAUAUGCUAAAUAUGCUAGUGUUGAGAGUGCAAACAAAGCUAUUGAGACAUUACAUGGACAAGAAAUAUUUGGAUCACGACUUAAAGUUUUAGAAGCUGAAGAACGUAAUGUUGGUGAUGAUCGACGAAAACGUCUUCGUAUGGAUGAAGAUGAAAAUUAAUCAUUCCUCCUCUAUUAAUUUGCACGUCACGAUGCAGUGGUUAAGACAAUUUCAAGUACCUGAUGAAACACCUGUGAUAUAACAUGAAGAAAAAAUUUCUUAUUGAUAAAAAUAUAUUUAACUUAAGCUUGAUAAAGAAAAUAAAAUAUAUUUAUAUAAAAAAUUAUGAAAUAAUUUACAGUAAGUAUAAAUAUGAUAGAAAAAAUAUAUUUAGAUAAUUAUUACUCAAGUUAUUCUCAACCCUAAUUAUGAAAAUUUUAUUCAAGUUUAUAAUUGAAUAAGAAUGGUUAAAUAUACAAUCGAAUUUACUCAUCAAUCUUUUGUAAUAAAUUUAUAAGUAGAUUGUAUUCAUACUGUAUUUUAAUUAUUCUGAUUUAUUAUUAUAAAAGACCUUCAUAAUUUUAUUUGCUUGUAGUGGGAAAAUAUAUAUUUCUGGUACAGAGUUUGCGCAAUAUUAAUUAUCACCAGCACCAGUAUCAGCCUGCCAAUUAUU
This is a messenger RNA of Aphidius gifuensis, 2194 nucleotides long. Its product is annotated as RNA-binding protein 45. Bases 199 to 1701 code for a protein of 500 amino acids. Gene Ontology annotation, molecular function: RNA binding. The record is from RefSeq and is a predicted model, not a curated record. NCBI's taxonomy places the organism in Eukaryota, Metazoa, Arthropoda, Insecta, Hymenoptera, Braconidae. The transcript has 6 exons.